Messenger RNA from Malurus melanocephalus (red-backed fairy wren), 1488 nucleotides. RefSeq lists its product as uncharacterized. The record is from RefSeq and is a predicted model, not a curated record. The transcript is spliced from 2 exons. The coding region runs from base 1 to 1488 and encodes 495 amino acids. NCBI's taxonomy places the organism in Eukaryota, Metazoa, Chordata, Aves, Passeriformes, Maluridae.
AUGGCUAAGAGCCCACUGGGUUUGAACACGGAGAAUCCUGUUACCUCCUCGCAGAUCAAGUACGCGCGCACACCCGCACACGCACACACACACACACAAGCCUUACCCACGUGGAAACGCUUUCUAACCAAAACACAAGACCCCGCAUCGCCGGUGGAAAGGGCGGCGAGACGCCCGCGCCUGGGCUUCCCCGUACCCCGUCCGCCGGCGCAGCGGGAACCCGCGCCGGGGGCGGGGGCGCGGUGUGACGACCCGAAAUCGCACCGUUUUGUCUUUAAACCACAAGAAAAACAAGCCGGGGCGGGGGAGGGGAAGGGCAAGAGACAACCCUCAGGGAGAGGAAACGGAGAGGAACAAAAACAACGGGCAGCUCUGUCCCCGCUCCCGUCGGACACUGGGAAAAGCGGCCGCCGGAGCCCCGCAGCGGCUGCCGGCCAGGAGGCAGCGGGAGGCAGCCUGCCCCAUCCGCCGGCACCCCGACCGCGGCACGGCCGCAGCGCUCCGCCCCGAGGCAGGCGGGCAGCGGAGCCCCCGAGCGCUGCCGGUGCUGGGGCAGCGCGGGGCCGAGGGCGGGCGGCGGAACCGAGCGAGUCCUCUCUUGCUGCCGCCCGUGCCUGCGCGUCCCGGCCGGGCUGCCUCGCCCCGCGCUGCCCGGACCCUCGCUGGAAGAACGGGGGCUUCGGGGAGGCACUACUAUCCCUGCGUGUUUUCAUGCCGUUCUGGCCGGAGGCGACCCGAGCCGCCAGAAAUGUUUCCUCUCAGCCUCCGGUCAAGCCUCCGCUGGCUCCGCCGCGGGCCCUCGCAGGGGCAGGCGAUCGGCAGAGUGACCCGGCGGCCGGCAGAGCCUCUGACCCACCCCAGACAGGCCGGCAGCCCCCGGCUGCUCUCGGGGCGCAGCCCGGGCCCCCCGUUCCCGCGGCACCGGGAGUGGGCGGGAGGCGCAAGCGGGGAACAAUGCGACGGCAGCCGUCGCGGCUUGCUUCUGUCCUAGGGCUUAACCCAGCAACCCCGGUAACAUACACCCGAAGAGCGGUCAGGGCAAAACGGCAGGGACUGUCACCUGGAGAGAGGCCGUCCCGGGAGCGCGGAGGUAAGGGGCGAGGAGCCGGGGGCCAGCGCAGUCCCGGGGCGCCGCUCCGCACUUGUGCCGGGAGCUGCCGCAGGGCUGCUCCCCUGCCGGCCCCUCGGGCACUGCGGACCCGCUGCCCACCCUCCGCUGCCCGCUCGGCCGCCCUCAGCCCCGCUCGGCCGCCCUCAGCCCCGCUCGGCCGCCCUCAGCCCCGCUCGGCCCCGUUGAGCCCCGCUCGGCCCCCUCAGCCUCGCUCGGCCCUGCUGAGCCCGCCGGCACCGGCGCUGCCCCGGGCCCGGCACACCGCGGCGGGCACCGAGCGGCGGCUGACCCGGCCCCACACAGCUCCAGAGUGUUCCUCCCGCUGUCCUCGGCCUCACAACCCGGGGCCUGGACCUUCAGGCUUCUCAGCUCCCUGA